AUAAAUUCACAGGCUCACAGUGCAGUGGCCCAUCUCUUUGGACGGAGAGGGCCACCGGAGACAGGAAGGCAGAAAGAAAAAAUGGCGAUAGGAUGGCAUAGGUCACAGAGCCUGGCGUCUGCAGGGCUCGGGCUGCACGUCCUCCUCUGCUCGUCGUUGCUGCUCAACGCCGUCUUCAUCGCGCACCAAUUCCUCGGGGCCUCACCGCCGGCAACGCCGGAGCGGCUCGGCGACGGGCUGAGCUGGGCACUGCAGGCGGCCAAGGAGGCCGAGGACGUGGCCGCCGUCGACUGCUCCGGCCACGGGAGCGUGUUCCUGGAUGGCGUCACCGGCGAGGACGGGCGGCCCGGGUGCGAGUGCAACAGCUGCUUCUCCGGUCCGGACUGCUCCGUCCGAAUCCCCAACUGCGCCGCCGACGGUCAAGGCGGGGACCCGUUGUUCCUGGAGCCGUAUUGGAAGCGCCACGCCGCGGCCAGCGCCGUGGUGUUCUCCGGGUGGCAUCGCUUGAGCUACAUCACCACCGAUGGCCACUUAAAGUCCGUUGAGCUCGAUCGCCAGAUCCGGCGGCUCCACAGGGCCGUCGGCAACGCGGUCGUCGACGACAAGUACUUGGUCUUCGGGACCGGCUCCACCCACCUGAUCAACGCGCUGGUGUACGCGCUCUCCCCGGAAGGCAACGCCGCCUCGCCGCCGGCCAGCGUCGUCGCCACCGUGCCGUAUUUCGCGAUGUACAAGUCACAGACCGUCAUGUUCGACGGCCGGGAGUACAGAUGGGACGGGACAACCGCUGCGUGGGCAAACAACAACAGCUCACGGAACCCCACCAGGGGUUUCAUUGAGUUCGUCACCUCGCCGAACAACCCCGACAGCACGUUGCACGAGCCCAUCCUCGCCGGCUCGUCGGCGAUCGUCGACCACGCGUACUACUGGCCUCACCUGACGCACAUCCCGGCGCCCGCCGACGAGGACGUCAUGCUCUUCACCACGUCCAAGCUCUCCGGCCACGCCGGCAGCAGAUUCGGGUGGGCGCUGGUAAGGGACGAGAAGGUCGCGAGCAGGGCGAUAUCCUACAUCGAGGAGAGCACCGUGGGCACGUCCCGGGAGACCCAGCUCCGGGUGCUGAAGAUCCUCAAGGUGAUACUGGCCAACCUGCACGGCAAGGAGGACAUCUUCGCCUUCGGCUACGACGUGAUGAGCAGCCGAUGGCGAAGGCUCAACGCCGUCGUGUCGCGGUCCACCCGGAUCUCGCUGCAGAAGAUGCCACCGCAGUACUGCACUUACUUCAACCGGAUCAAAGAACCAUCGCCAGCCUACGCUUGGGUGAAAUGCGAGUGGGUGGAAGACGACGACUGCUACGAGACGCUGCUGGCGGCGGGGAUCAACUCGCUUACCGGCACUGUUAACGAGGCCGGCACUCGGUACACGCGGCUGAGCCUCAUCAAGACGCAGGACGACUUCGACAUGCUCCUGGAGAGGAUCACCGAAUUUGUCGAUGCCGAGAAGCACGGCAGAGCUCCCGCUGCCUCCAGCUCCAUGUGAAAAUCGUGAAUUGGGACCGGGACAAAAGCUUUCGUCUAGCUGGCUUCGAUGGCCACUGUGCCGGAACGAUCAGCUGCUAGCUGAUUGUAGGCAAUAAAUACAAGGCAACGUGGAAAAUCAAGACUGGAAUGAUCAGCUACGCGUUAAUCGUUCAUUCGUUCGCUGUCGACCUUUCGACGGACAGGUGUAAUUAUGUGGAUCUACACAAUCAAUUAGGUGGACACUAUGUGAUUAUGUUUGCAGUGACUAAUAAUUGAGUAUGUAAAUAAAUGAAGAUCAUACAUGUUACUGAUUCAGCA
Messenger RNA from Oryza sativa Japonica Group (Japanese rice), 1838 nucleotides. RefSeq names its product alliin lyase. NCBI's taxonomy places the organism in Eukaryota, Viridiplantae, Streptophyta, Magnoliopsida, Poales, Poaceae. Gene Ontology annotation, molecular function: carbon-sulfur lyase activity; transaminase activity. Gene Ontology annotation, biological process: amino acid metabolic process. The record is from RefSeq and is a predicted model, not a curated record.